Gavialis gangeticus (Gharial) is the source of this 2499-nucleotide messenger RNA. It is a transcript of the gene COG6, whose product is annotated as component of oligomeric golgi complex 6. The transcript is spliced from 19 exons. Gene Ontology annotation, cellular component: COG complex. Gene Ontology annotation, biological process: intra-Golgi vesicle-mediated transport. The annotation marks the transcript as partial. NCBI's taxonomy places the organism in Eukaryota, Metazoa, Chordata, Crocodylia, Gavialidae. The record is from RefSeq and is a predicted model, not a curated record.
CCGCUGUCCCGCAAGCUCAACAAGAUCCUGGAGACGCGGCUGGACAACGACAAGGAAAUGUUGGAAGCUCUCAAGGCGCUCUCAACCUUUUUUGUUGAAAAUAGUUUGCGUACCAGAAGAAACUUACGUGGAGACAUCGAGCGCCGAAGCUUAGCGAUAAAUGAAGAAUUUGUCCGCAUUUUCAAGCAAGUUAAAGAGGAACUUGAAAGUAUAAAUGAAGAUGUGCAAGCAAUGAGCAGCUGUUGUCAGGACAUGACUAAUCGUUUGAAGGCAGCAAAGGAACAGACCCAGGAUUUGAUAGUGAAGACGACAAAGCUUCAAGCUGAGAAUCAAAUAUUAGAAAUGAAAGCACAAGUUGCAGAUGCUUUCAUCGCAAAAUUCCAAUUAACUCCAAAAGAAAUGAACCUUCUUCGAGGCACAAGAGAAGAGCCAAUUACUGAGGAUUUUUUCAAGGCAUUGGGAAGAGUAAAGCAAAUUCAUAAUGAUGUCAAGAUUCUUCUCCGAACAAACCAACAAAGGGCAGGCCUAGAAAUUAUGGAACAGAUGGCUUUGCUCCAAGAGACAUCUUAUGAACGACUUUACAGAUGGGCUCAAAGUGAGUGCAGGACACUGACACAAGAAUCAUGUGACAUUUCUCCAGUUCUCUCACAAGCCAUGGAGGCCUUACAAGACAGACCUGUCCUCUAUAAAUACACUCUGGAUGAGUUUGGAACAGCUAGAAGAAGUUCAGUAGUCCGUGGUUUUAUAGAUGCUCUUACCAGAGGAGGUCCUGGUGGUACUCCCCGACCUAUUGAGAUGCACUCCCAUGAUCCAUUGAGAUAUGUAGGAGAUAUGUUGGCCUGGCUGCACCAAGCUACAGCUUCUGAAAAAGAACAUCUGGAAGCUUUGUUAAAACUUGUAACAGCUCAAGGUGUGGAAGAAAAUAUUCAAGAAGUAGUUGGGCAUAUCACAGAAGGUGUCUGCAGACCUUUAAAGGUCAGAAUUGAGCAGGUGAUUGUAGCUGAACCAGGAGCAGUUUUGUUGUACAAGAUUUCUAAUCUUCUCAAGUUUUACCAUCAUACCAUCAGUGGUAUUGUAGGAAGCAGUGCAGCUACACUGUUAACAACAGUUGAAGAAAUGCAUUUAUUAAGCAAAAAGAUAUUCUUCAACAGUCUGAGCCUUCAUGCAAGUAAACUAAUGGACAAGGUGGAACUCCCACCUCCUGAUCUUGGGCCAAGUUCUGCACUGAAUCAGACGCUUCUGUUGCUACGUGAGGUUCUGGCAUCUCACGACUCAUCUGUUGUUCCUCUGGAUGCUCGUCAAGCUGACUUUGUACAGGUUCUAUCCUGUGUGUUGGAUCCAUUAUUACAGACGUGUACUAUGUCUGCGAGUAAUUUAGGCACAGCUGAUAUGGCAACAUUCAUGGUCAAUUCACUUUAUAUGAUGAAAACUACUUUGGCUCUCUUUGAAUUCACUGACAAACGUCUAGAAAUGUUACAGUUUCAAGUUGAGGCACACUUGGAUACACUUAUAAAUGAACAAGCAUCUUAUGUGCUAACUAGGGCUGGUCUAAGCCAUAUAUACAACUCUGUGCAGCAAUACAAGCCAGAACAGGGUCCCCUGUCAAAUUUGCCUAGUUUGGAUUCAGUGUCACUGAAGGCUGCAAUGGUUCAAUUUGAUCGCUACCUGUCUGCUCCAGAUAAUUUACUAAUGCCACAACUGAAUUUCCUCCUAAGUGCUACUGUGAAAGAGCAAAUUAUAAAACAGUCCACAGAACUGGUCUGCAGAGCCUACAAUGAAUUAUAUGCAGCUGUGAUGAAUCCAACAAAUGAAUACAAGGAACCAGAAACCAUACUACAGAGAUCUCCUCAUCAAGUUCAGGCGCUUCUCUCAUAAGUUGCUUUUCCAAAGAAGUCCACGUUCUAUCAAUAUUCAUUGUCUCUUAUUUUUGUGCGUUUUGAAUUUGGAGUGUUAAGUGACAAGAAGGUGGUGAUACAAUUGGUUUAAGACAUUUAGCGAGAGCCUGGCCAUUCCCUUACACUGUCUGUGUUGAGUGCUUUCCAGAACCAAAAAAGAAGAUUUAAAAUUAUUUUGAUGGAUGCAAAUGGAAAGAACUGUUCAUGACAGCAUGCGGCCAUUUUUGGUCAGUAAUAAAAAUAUUCAUUUGCUUCUGCUGUCCUUAUUCCUUUCAGUAGGAUGUUAAAUUUGUCUGUUUAAUGAUCAAGCCAUUUUCCCCCUACUUUUUUGCAUGCAUUAUUACUCUAUUUUAUACUGUAUCCUACAUUCAGAAAGCAUACUAAUGCUGCAGUUUUAGUAAUCUGAUGAACUUCUGAAUGUAUACAAGUAAAUCAGUUUUAUAUCCUAAAAAUGUCAAAAUAUUUGACAUUAUGGAGUGUAUAGUCUGUGAUUAUCCAAAGUAUGGACUAGGUGUAGAAUUAUAUAGAACCUGGAUACAUUCCUAUAACUUUUUCAUGAUCCCACAAUGCCUACUGACGAUAUAUAUUUUAGUGGUCAUGUAAA